Momordica charantia (bitter melon) is the source of this 769-nucleotide messenger RNA. Its product is annotated as Chaperone DnaJ-domain superfamily protein. The record is from RefSeq and is a predicted model, not a curated record. Lineage: Eukaryota; Viridiplantae; Streptophyta; Magnoliopsida; Cucurbitales; Cucurbitaceae.
UCCCCCUGGAAAAGCCCUAAUCCCCCUGCCAUUAAAAUCCUCCUUCACCACCAUCGCCAUUUCUCAGAUCUCCAAAUUCACUUUCGAUUCCCUCUCCCUCUCCGCAGUUUCUUCCAUGUCCGCCUCCGCCAAGCUCUUCGCGCCACCUCUGGCCUCCGGAUCGCGCCGCUCCUCCGCCAGCUUCUACGACAUCCUCCGAGUCAACCACAACGCCUCCUCCGUCGAGAUCAAGACCGCCUACCGGAGUCUCGCCAAGAUCUAUCAUCCGGAUUCGUCGCGGAAAUCGGACUGCGAUGGAUCUAGUUUCAUUGAGAUUCACAAUGCGUACGAGACGCUUUCGGAUCCUGCUACUAGGGCUCAUUACGACCUCGCUUUGGCCGCUCUCACCAGACGCUCUUAUCUGUACUCCGUCGGGAGUAGAUCCCGCCCGAGGCCGCCGCACCGGCGGUGGGAAACCGAUCAGUGCUGGUAGAGGUCGGAAUGGAAUUAGAUCGUAGAGAAUUUGUAAGUCGCGUCUCGAUUUGGAUGUGGCAUUUGUACAGAGAUGUUUUUGAAUGUUCUUCUUCGUAUUAGAGUAAAUAUUGCGGCCAUUUUUUCUCUUUUUUGUUCAAAAUGGUGAGUCAACCAAUCUCUUUCUAUGAUCUUGAUUUCUUUCUGUUGAUUUUCUCUUCCUGUGCAAUUGAGUACUGAAGAACUUUGGAUCGAAGAUGCGUAUUUUUCCUGCAUUUCUUUGCUUGCAAAAGAAUUGAAGAACGUUAGUUUUCUUUUA